Molecule: messenger RNA, 864 nt
Organism: Chara braunii
Lineage: Eukaryota; Viridiplantae; Streptophyta; Charophyceae; Charales; Characeae
Source: the annotation of a GenBank genome assembly
GUAUUCAAUGCUUGAAGCGGCAAAGGUGCAUUUGUUGAGCUUGGCGUAGAAUUUUUGCUCUUUGAGGAUAGAGAGGACUUGGCAGAGAUGUUGAAGGUGGGACUCGAAGGUGGGGCUAUGGACAAGGAUGUCAUCGAGGUAAACGACGACACAGACUUCGAGGAGGUCGCGGAAGAUGUGAUUCAUGGUGGAUUGGAAUGUGGCAGGGGCGUUGGUGAGUCCAAAGGGCAUUACAAGGAACUCGCAGUGCCCAAAGCGAGAACGAAAUGCGGUCUUGUGGGUGUCCUCCUCGCGGAUGCGGAUCUGGUGGAAGCCACUGCGGAGGUCAAUUUUGGUAAAGUAUUUGGCUCCACGAAGGUGGAGCCAGUGGUGGAUGAAGGCGGAGGUGUGGAUGACGUGCUAGCGGAGAGGGCGGAUGACGUGCUAGCGGAGAGGGCAGUGGACGUGGAUGAAGGCAGAGGUGGCACCCAAGCAGAGAUGGUGGAAACGGAUGUUUUGAUGUCGUCCAUGGAUGACUGGAGAGAUGUCAUCAUGCGGAAAAGAGCCGCGAGGUCGAUGGCGGCAUCGGGUGCUAGUGUUUGCUCGCCUGUGAGGUUGCGGGCGAUGUUGUCCACUGAGUCGGUGCGGAUGCCGGACAUAUCAAUGUUGGAUGAUUGGGCCAUGGUGGUUGAGGAAGCGGUGGUAGCGGCGGCUGAGGAGUUAGCAGCAGAUGACAUGGAGGCAACGGCAGCAGCGGCGGCCUCGACGACUGCGCGUUGAGAGUUCCUGGUUGAGCGUGGCAUGCCCGAGGGGGGAGGUCCUAUUUACAUGAGCAUCAAAAGAAGGUGAUUUACAAAAGAAUAAUAGUAAAUUUUGCAAAAUUGA